Drosophila grimshawi is the source of this 363-nucleotide messenger RNA. Its product is annotated as cytochrome b5 type B. Gene Ontology annotation, molecular function: heme binding. The record is from RefSeq and is a predicted model, not a curated record. Gene Ontology annotation, cellular component: membrane; intracellular membrane-bounded organelle. The coding region runs from base 1 to 363 and encodes 120 amino acids. The transcript has a single exon. NCBI's taxonomy places the organism in Eukaryota, Metazoa, Arthropoda, Insecta, Diptera, Drosophilidae.
AUGUCGCAAAUCUAUCAGAAAUCCGAGGUUGCGGAGCGCAACGGUAAAAAUGGCAAACCCGUUUGGAUAAUCUACAAGGGGAAUGUCUACGAUGUGACAGACUUUAUCAAGGAUCAUCCUGGCGGCGAUGAUGUCAUACUCGAGGUGGCCGGCAAGGAUGCGACGAAAGCAUUCAACAGCGCCGGACACUCGCAGGAUGCGCUGGAUCAGCUGAAAGAGUUUAAAAUUGGCGAAGUGUCGCCCAUCGAUGAACAGCCAAGGCCACAAACAGCACCAGCCAAAUCCGCACAGUCCACCAAAUCCGAACUGCCAGAGGUGACCCAGGCGGAGAAGUCCAGCGGAGGUUUCCUCUGCUGCUGCUGA